Fusarium sp. VM40 is the source of this 1557-nucleotide messenger RNA. Lineage: Eukaryota; Fungi; Ascomycota; Sordariomycetes; Hypocreales; Nectriaceae. The record is from the annotation of a GenBank genome assembly.
AUGGAACAUCUUGGGUACAAAAAAGCCCUCGCCGGCCAUUUCCAGGAAUGCGUCGACGCGGUUGAAGCGACACGGCCUUAUUACCACAUCGGUCCUCACUUUCGCCUCUUGGCCACGCGAUUCCAGGCUGCUAAGGACCUCUUCAAACAUUGGGGCAACCACCUUGGCCUGGCCGCCGAAACUGUGUCAAAAGCCGCCGUGGGCGACCGCUUGGACCCUAAGACAGCAGCCGACGUGAAAGCGGUGCUCGCUAUUGUCAGAAGUAUCUGCGAUGGCGAUAACCCUUACUGUCCAAUUUACUCUACUUUUGACAUUGUUCUUCAAGACGCUACUGGGAAAUGGGCGCCCAAAAAUGAAAGGAAGAGGAAUCUGAAAUGGAUGUUCCAAGACAAGGAAAAUCAAUCAGAUCAUGUUGAGCUCUUUGAAAUGAUCGUUCAACGUCUACACGAGUUGGUUCCGGUAAAGACCUCCACCACCCACAUACGCAGGAAAGGUUCUGCGAACACUGCUAUCGUCGAAAUCGACAGUGAAGCUCGAGACGGUGAUGUCGACCCCGAUGACGAAUAUGUUCUGGAGAACAAGCCCUCAGAAGCUUUGCAGCCAGAUCGACAUGACCUGCUGAGGACGCUUAUUGACCGGGCAGUUGACGUACGAAAAAGUGACCAUAACGAUUGGACAUUGCUACAUCAUGCAGUAUGGCUUGAUUCUAUCGAGUCAAUCGAAAUUCUCAUACAAAGGGGCGCUGACGUGAAAGCAAAGACCAGAAUGGGAAAUACGGUGUUGCAUCUUGCUCAGAGUGCAGAAGCGGUGGGGGUUUUGGUCGGACGAGGAGCCGACAUUGAUGCCCUCAACUGCAAGGAUGAGACGCCACUAAUUUCCGCCUGCAACAACGGUUUGGUAUAUGUUGUCCAGGAGUUAGUGAAUAGAUGGACAAACUUAACUCCCCAAGAUCACCACCAAAGAACUGCUCUGCAUUCGGCAUGCUUGGGAGAAUAUGACGAUAUGGUUCUUUCGUGUCUCCAGAAGGAAGCGGAGGUUGAGGUCGAUGAUGAAGAUGACGAAGAUGAAGAAAGGGAAACUCGGCUAGUUGAAGUCUAUGAUGAAGAUGGGGAAACUCCGCUGCAUAUUGCAUGUUAUACGGGGAACGCGGAAAUAGUCCGUUUUCUCAUUGAAGCGGCAGCCGAUACUGAGAAAAAGGACAGUUAUGGCCGUGCACCUCUGAACAGAGCAUGCUAUGAUGGUUUUGAAGAUAUUGCCAAGGUACUUCUUGAGUCAGGCUGUGAUGUCGAUACAGCAGGGCCUGGUCACAGAACAGCUCUAAAUGUAGCAGCUCGCAAGGGGUAUGUCGGGAUCGUCAAACUUCUCAUUGAACGCGGCGCAAAUCUGGACGCGCCCGAUAAUCAGGCGCUCACUCCACUACAUGCGGCCGCUAGCUGUGGGGAUGUUGAAAUCUCAGAAAUGCUUCUAGAUGCAGGGGCAGAAGUCAUGAUCAUAGCAAGUGACUGUUCGACGCCACUCCACCAUAGUAUGGAAGCUGAUGCCCCUGAGUUGUGGUAG